Cutaneotrichosporon oleaginosum is the source of this 1806-nucleotide messenger RNA. RefSeq lists its product as uncharacterized. The record is from RefSeq and is a predicted model, not a curated record. Gene Ontology annotation, molecular function: zinc ion binding. NCBI's taxonomy places the organism in Eukaryota, Fungi, Basidiomycota, Tremellomycetes, Trichosporonales, Trichosporonaceae.
CAUCUCUUUCACUCACUCUCUUUCAACCAUGUCGCGAGAAGACGACGAGGCGACAGUCGACACGCUCCUGCGACACACAUCCCCUCCGGCCCCUGCGACCACCCCUGGGCCGUCGGAACCAGCGGGGCGUGCUGCCCAAGCGCCGCAGUCACGGACAGGCUUGGCUGAGGGCGCCGAGGUGCCCCCGUCGGCGCGGGAAGGGAGCCGUCUAGCGCCACCGUCACUAUUGCAACCGGCCUCUCUCCCCGAACCUUCUACUAUGCCCGGCGAGCCCGAUGAUUUGGCUGGCCGCGAUCUGAACUCGAACCUCGAGGAGCAACGUCGCGAACGGGCGGAGCGGCUUCGUGCCGCCGAGGAAGCGCAGGACGUGCUUGCGCCUGAGGCUGUACAAUCUGACAGCGUGGAAGCGAGCUCUGCGUCCGCUUUGCAGAGUGACAUGGAAACAAACGCGGUAGAGGAAGGGCGCGCCUCAUCGGCACGGGCGGAGAACAAGCCCGAGAUGGCCGACGGCCUUGAGGGCUUGCGUCGGCGACGCCCCGAGGGCGCAGAAGCUCGGCCGCCGGAAAGUACAACGACGGCCACCGAUUUUCCCCAUCCCGCAGUGGAGAGCGUCAAGCGAGAAGCAGCUCGGUCUGCGUCGGGCACCACUACACCCGCCGGAGACGAGCAGCAGUGCCGCAUCUGCUUUGGAGGACGGGAGGAGGAAAUGGAGCUGGGCCGCUUGAUAUCCCCAUGUCUAUGCGCCGGGAGCAUGCGGUAUGUUCACGUCAAGUGCAUCAACCAGUGGCGCGGGACGGGCGCGAAUGCCAAGACGUUCAUGGAAUGCCCGCAGUGUCAUCACCAGUAUUCUAUCCGGCGCACGCUCGUGUCAGGACUCGCCACGUCCAAGCCGAUCUUGCUCCUCGUCACCACCAUCCUCUUCCUCUUCAUCACCUUCAUUAGUGGACAUGUGUUGCUACGCUACCUCGUCGUGGCGGCUGAGGUCGCCGCCGAAGCUGAAAAAGCAAGCACUGCUGUUCGUGAAGCAGACACGAAAGUGGGCGGCAUGACGCGGCACGGCGAUGUGUGGGAGAGCGAGGACGGGAGCGUGAUCAUCGCGGCGCCGGGCCUGACGCUGAUCUACGACGUGAUCGUGGAAGCCGUCGACAUCUUCCUCGAUCUAGCGGCCGCCGCGUACGACAUGUGGCCGCGCUCCGGCCGGAGCUUCCACACGCGCGCGUCGCGCCUCGCGCUCUCUGCGGUGAUCCGUCUCAUCCUCGGCCUGAGCGUGUUGGGCUCGCUCUCCUUCCUGUCCCUCCUGGCCUCGCUGUCGCUCUUCGCCCCCCUCCAGCUCGCAUACACCAUCUUCGGGACCGGCGUCUUCCGCGGGCCGCUGGACAACCUCCGGCGGCGCGCGCCAAACGCCGACGGCAUCCUCGUCAUCAUCGCCGUCGCGAUCGGCGUCGCCAACUCCGUCGUGAGCGUGUACGACGUCGUCCGCGCCGUCGCGCGCAAGCUGCUUUCGUAUGUCGAGACGCAGAUCCUCGAGGUGAAUCCUGAACAGGCGCGCCUCGCGCGCGAAGCCGCCGCGCGCCAGCCGCACUGGUUCGACGAGUGGGUCGCCCAGCGCCGCUGGCGCCGCCUCGCGGGCUGGUACGAGGUGUUUGUGCGGUUGUGGGAGUGGGUCAAGGACCGGUGGCGUGCGGGCGUGGCGGCCGUCAAGGCGAGCGUUGAGGCGCGGGUGCAUGCUGCUGAGCGUGCGAGAGGGGGCGCCGAGGACGUGCUUGUGGGGUAGUUCAUACGAGUUCGCGGAACAUGCAUGGGCAU